GGCGGGGCCAUGAAGGUGAAGAAGAGCGGUGGGGCCGGGGCGGCGGCGGCCAGAACCGAGGAGGAGCUGGGCCGAAAGGCGCUCAUCGGGCCCGACGACGUGCUGGGGCUGCAGCGGGUCACCAGCGAUUAUUUGUGCACUCCAGAGGAAAAUGUUUACAAGAUAGACUUCACCAGGUUCAAAAUCCGGGACAUGGAAUCUGGCACAGUCUUGUUUGAAAUCACCAAGCCAGCAGCUUCAGAGCGGGAGCACAAUGACAGGAAGGAUGUGGACCCCAACGCCGGGCGCUUCGUGCGCUAUCAGUUCACCCCAGCCUUCCUCAGACUGCGGCAAGUGGGAGCCACGGUGGAAUUCACAGUAGGGGACAAACCCAUUAAUAAUUUCCGUAUGAUUGAGAGGCACUACUUCCGUGACCAGCUGCUGAAAAGUUUUGAUUUUGAAUUUGGCUUCUGCAUCCCCAGCAGUAAAAAUACUUGUGAGCACAUCUAUGAAUUCCCCCAGCUCUCAGAGGAUCUCAUUCGAGAGAUGAUCCUGCAUCCCUACGAGACACAGUCGGACAGUUUCUACUUUGUAGACAACAAGCUGGUGAUGCACAACAAGGCAGAUUAUUCAUACAGUGGAGGACCUUGAGUGUGAGCUGGAUGGUCCCAGCUGUGCUGGCCUCCCCUUCCCUCUGGAAUUCAUCAGGGAUCCCAAACCCCUCCAGCUCUGCUGCCUGCAAUGUCACCUGGACAAGGAUCUACCGACCAAGGACUCUUUGCCACAGUAGGAGUUUCAUGACAUCUCUUUUGAGCUUUGAAGCAGACCCAGUUCUUCAGAAGUUUUAAGCUAAAAUCAUCUUUGGAUACCAAUUCCCUAAGUCCUUUAAGUGUCUGCUUUGAAAAUGGCCUUGUGGGACCUGAUUAUGUGAAUUUAUGUUCCUGCCCUCGAGUAUCUUUUAGGAUUUUGCUUUCCCAAAGAAUGUAAUCAGAGAAACCAUGGGAGUGGAUGGAAAGGCAGAGGUUUGGGUGGUUGUUUCUCUUUGUUGAAUGCUUCAAAGGCCAAUUUAACUUGUCCAGCCUGUUGAAAAUAUUGAGCAAAACAUCUCACCAAGGCAAGUUUCAUCUUUAGAUUGGCUCUCUCCAUGAGUAUUUCAUCCUUUAGUGCCCAUCCUUCUGUGUAAUGUUCUGUUUAACCUUGAAGACACCAAAACCUGUUAUGAAGAGCAGUAGUUCAGUGACAGAGCUGUGUAAAUGGGAUGUUUUUACAUUUACAUUCCUUUUACAUUUCAGAUGAAGGUAAAAUGGCAUUGUGGGUCUAUGAGGCUCCAUAAGUACAUUCCAUUGAUUUCAGGGUUUUUUUGCAGAAUAAUCAGGAAAAGCAGAAGGAUUUUAGCUUUAUUUAACAUUUUUGCUUUAUUAAACAUUCAACCUUUUCAUGUCACACAUUUCCUAUGUCUAUUUUUUUUCCCAUCUCUGCUUGAUACCAAGAUAAGGACUUCAGCACUGCUUGUUAAAGCAAUGUUUUAAUUGUCUAGGGCAGCUGGGGAGUGUGAAAUUUCCAAUUUUCUAUUUGUAUCUGCAUUUAAGGGAGGUUUAGACAGUGUUUCCCCUUUGUUAAAAAUGUUUCUCAUCAGAUAUUAGUACAGGUGAAACUAAAUCUAAUAAUCUACAACUUUAACACACAGCAAAAAAAAUUAGCAGAAGUUCUCUCUUCAGAUUCUGUAAGAAGUUUAACACAAAUUUAGCCCAAGAAAUAGCAACACCAGGAAUAAACUACUGUGGGGUGACCUGUUGUCAUGAAACCCUUACUCUGAAGGUCAGUUCACUGAUAUACAAAAAAAAAAAAAAACCAACAAAAAAACCCCAACAAAAAUAAAAGACAGUUGCAGUCUGUAGAUAUUUCUAUAAAUACUUGAUGUCUCCAUGUCUAAUUCUGUGAGUUGAAGUGGAACAUUCUAUGUUAGCCUCAGAUAGGUGUAAUAAUUGUAAUAAUUUUUAUAAAAAAUACCAUUUCCAGUCGUGAUGAGCAUCUCUGUAGUCUCAGCCUACGUCAGACAGGACUACAAACAAUUCCAAGUGUAGCCUAAGGACAGGGAGGUUUUUGUGCUCUUGUUGGGGUUGUGGUCACUUUUCAAUGUGUCACCAUUUGUAUUUGGCUUGGCUUUUUUGACUGCUGAGAGAGGAGGCAGGUUUUUGUUUUUUUUUUUUUUUUUUUUAGAAAAACCACAGUGAUUUUAGGUUACAGCACAGUUUUUAUUAAGCUUGGUCGUUACCAAAGUGUGGUUACCAAGUUCACUGAUUUUGCACAAGUAGUAUCUUGUAGUAAUUCUUAAUCACAGUGAGACUUGUAUUUAUCACUAUUUUUUGUCUCUAGUGGGUUAAAUCAUACAAAUAGCCUACAGCUGACUGAUCAGUUUGAGAGAUACAAAGGGUUUCCUCAGAGCAGUACUUUGAGCUACUGACCAUUAAUUUUUUAGCACAAUAAUUACUGAAGAUGAAAAUUGUUUCAAAAAUGUUUUCUUUCCUCUCCCAAGUUUUUUUUUUUUUUUUUUUUUUUUUUUUUUUUUUUUUUUGCAUCAGGGCUGUUAAAUUAUAUAUCCAGUGACAUUUUGCAAGUUUUACGUAUUUCUGAGUUUUGUUUCAAUUUGCAGGAGAAAAAAAAAAUGUUAAUUUAAAGACAAAAUAGAGUGUAUGUUUAUAAUUACCACUGUGUCCAGGUUUUUUUUUUGGGGGAGGUUAUUUUUCACCUGCUGUUCACAACAGUCACUUCUGUACAUAAGAUUUUUAAAAGAGUUUUAGGAAUGGAAUUUGCCCAGAAUUGCCAGUCAUCUAUUUAAUAUGUUGUGAUGAGAUCAGCUGUACUUUGAUGUGGACUCUUGGGUGAUUUGAUAGAGUUUCCUCUGAAACAGUCAUGUUCUGCUCCUUUUUUAAAGCUACUUCCUUUCAAGACUUAUAAAAAAGAGUAUUUCCAUUAAAAGUAUUACUGUAAUCAAGGGAAAUUUGAGUGGUAGACGUGCCCCUUAUGAAAGAACCAAGAGAAAGUCACAGUGUUCCCAGGAGUGCAGAGUGUGAAUGAAAUUUCUGACGUUUUUCUAGAGUUGGUUUGAGGUUAAACACAAGAGGAUGAAUUAUCAGCUGCUCCUUUCCUGAAAUCUUUUAUCAUUCAGAUUAUAUAUAUAAUAAUUCCAGUCUCACAGAAAAUUUAGUGGGAAUCAUAUGGGAGUUAUUACACUGAAUUUGUUGCCUAAUCUUAUUAGGAGUAUUUUAAGCCAGAAAUAAAGAUUGAACAUUUUCAAUAAAAUCAAUUUCAACCAAUUCUAA
Messenger RNA from Cinclus cinclus, 3302 nucleotides. RefSeq names its product unc-119 lipid binding chaperone (gene UNC119). Gene Ontology annotation, molecular function: lipid binding. The coding region runs from base 10 to 630 and encodes 206 amino acids. The record is from RefSeq and is a predicted model, not a curated record. NCBI's taxonomy places the organism in Eukaryota, Metazoa, Chordata, Aves, Passeriformes, Cinclidae. Gene Ontology annotation, cellular component: spindle midzone; intercellular bridge; centrosome. The transcript has 5 exons. Gene Ontology annotation, biological process: negative regulation of clathrin-dependent endocytosis; positive regulation of protein tyrosine kinase activity; lipoprotein transport.